UUCAUAAGUACACGCAGCACAAACUGAUCUAUCACUCACAGUACGCAACAGAACUUGGGAUCUAUCACUUAGAAGCUAACGCACUGUCUGAAACGAAUCCUGUGACUCAACAACCAACUGGAUUAUACUAUACAGCUCAUUGCAAAACUGACGCCGCUUUUUCUUCGGAUAUUAUCCAAACCUUGUGGAUUAUUUUACUUACAACAUGACUCUAGAAGAAGUCGUUGGCUGCAACACAACUGAAAAAAAGAUGGAAACUGUAAACCAAGCUUUAGAAGAAUUGCUGGCCGCAGCACAGAGGCGAGAUUGCCUAACUGUGGGAGUCUACGAGUCUGCGAAGCUGAUGAAUGUCGAUCCUGAUAGCGUCAUUCUGUGCAUCCUAGCGACCGACGAGGAAGACGAGGGUGACAUUGCCUUGCAAAUUCACUUCACCCUCAUCCAAGCUUUCUGCUGUGAUAACGACAUCAACAUCCUGCGAGUGUCCGGCAUGCAGAGACUAGCCGAGGUUCUGGGCGAAACCAACGCGGAGAGCAACGGCAGCGAACCGAAAGACCUGCACUGCAUCCUUGUCACUAAUCCCCACACAGAUACUUGGAAAAACCAAGCUCUUGAGGAAGUGGGCAGCUACUGCGCGGAAAGCCGCUGCAAAAACCAGUGGAUCCCGUACAUCUCAAUGCAACAGCGCUGAAUACAAACAACGGCGCGAGACGGAGCGCACAGGGAAGAAAUACAUUUUAAACAAAGAAUAAGACAAUUACACGUCACAUUCUUGGGUGAAUACAAGACAAAAUAUUAACCGUAAGCCCUGGCUGACCUGCGGGGGUGAAGAAGCCGGACAGAGGUUAAAGGAUACUGGGGCGGUGCAACCGAUACACCCCUACCGUUGCAACUCGGAAUGGGUUGAGCAAGAGGACACGGCUCGAGGGCGGAGAAGCCGGAUUUGCUCGAUGUCAGCUGGUCGGUCUGUGACGGAGGUCGUUCCUCCCCGAUUCAGUGUCGGGAGGUGUGGAGUACAGAAUGUUCCCGGACAAUUAAGGAACGGCGUGGGGCUGUGUGCCAAUCAGUUUGGCUCGGAGAAAGUUUGAAACAUGUCUGGACUGACCUAUACAUUUUAAUUGUAUUUAAUUUUUUGUAGGAGAAAGGCUGACUCGUUUUAAAUGGUUUAAAACAAAGCUUGCAAACUUAAAUGCCGACUGAGUUGACUCGCGUUCGAGCUGCGCCACAUGCAACUGUACAGUAGUUCUUGGAUUGAAAAAGAAACAUUUUAAUUUUUGAAGUCAAAACGAACCGCUGCAACUGUAAUGGUGCACGUAACUUUGGGACGCUGUGCAAAAAAAACAUUAACUUGUGUGUUUUGAAAGUGUUAUGAAAAAAUAUAUGCCAAUAUUUCUGAUUUAAUGUUGUCAUGUAUGUAUUUGUCUGAAAUUGGCAUUCAUGCUAUUCAAUAAAUUAUUUAACUGAAA
This is a messenger RNA of Acipenser ruthenus (sterlet), 1463 nucleotides long. RefSeq names its product growth arrest and DNA damage-inducible protein GADD45 beta-like. The transcript has 4 exons. Lineage: Eukaryota; Metazoa; Chordata; Actinopteri; Acipenseriformes; Acipenseridae. The coding region runs from base 206 to 688 and encodes 160 amino acids. Gene Ontology annotation, biological process: regulation of cell cycle. Gene Ontology annotation, cellular component: cytoplasm; nucleus. The record is from RefSeq and is a predicted model, not a curated record.